UCAAUCAUUCAUUUCAUUCAUAGUGCUACGUGAUAAAAUGGCGGCUGUCUUGUUUCGUUUGAUGACCUUUUAAAAUUUCAUUUUAGGACUUUCCAAGUGCAAGAUAUAGUUUUAAACAUUAUAAAUAAACUACAUUAGUUACAGUUAGCGAUACUCAAGCUCAAAAAAGGCCUCAUAUCGUAAUUGUAAGAGUGCAAUGUCCGAAGAGGCAGAGCGCCAUGGCGAAGCAGCGUGUGAUAACUACGCAGGCAGCGGUGGCGGCACGAAAGAAACGCGAGUGUUAUUGACCCCUCACCAGCUCGACGCCGCCUCCGCCGACUCUCUUCGGUCCGCGUGGAGAACCCAGGACUUGUAUAUUGACCACCUUGAGACAUUGAACAAACAAUUGGAAGGAAGCUUGGAAAAAGCGAAAGAAAUAGAAGAUAGGAUCAAACAACAAUAUGCUGAGUCACAACACAGAGAGAAAGUACUGGUCCGGCGGUUAGCGGCCAAAGAGCAAGAGAUACAAGAUUAUGUAAGUCAAAUAACGGAAUUAAAAUCUUCACACGCAAGUCUCAACGGGCGGCCAACGCUUCUAGAUCCCGCAGUUAACGUCCUCAUACUGCGACUAAAGCAAGAACUCACAUCAACAAAAGCAAGGCUCGAGGAGACACAAAACGAACUGUCCGCGUGGAAAUUCACGCCUGAUUCGAAUACAGGAAAGAAGUUGAUGGCAAAGUGUAGACUUCUCCAUCAAGAAAAUGAAGACCUGGGUCGUAUGACCUCCAGCGGGCGAAUAGCGAAGCUUGAGGGCGACCUUGCGUUACAAAAGAAUUUAAGCGAAGAAGUUAAGAAAUCACAAUCAGAACUGGACGACUUCCUGCAAGAGCUGGACGAGGACGUGGAGGGCAUGCAGAGCACGGUGCUGUUCCUGCAGCAGGAGCUGCGCGCGUCGCACGCGUCGCUGAACGGCGCGCGGCCGUCGCCCGACAAGCGGCGCUACUCGGGCAGCGACCGCAGCGACACGCCGCGCGGCAAGCGGCGCCGCGCCUCCGUCCUCUCCCUCGACUACAACGAGGACGAAGACCCCCUCACCGUAAUCAAAAUAUCGAAUGGAAAUCCCAAGAAUAAAAUAUUUCUAUUAACGGCGGGACAGCACGCCCGCGAGUGGAUCUCCAUCACAUCAGCCCUCUAUAUUGUUGAUGAAAUAAUCAACCGUUUCGACAAUCAACCACAUUUCGUAAAAGACCUAGACUGGUACAUACUGCCUCUUCUAAAUCCUGACGGCUAUGAAUACUCGUUGACAAGGGACCGCUUAUGGCGAAAGAAUCGUCGCAAAUUUGGCAUUUGCUAUGGAGUGGAUAUUAACAGGAACUUUGACAUAGACUGGAAGGUUCCCGGUGUGACUGAAUCAAAUGUAUGCAGCGAGGCUUACUCCGGGCCCAAGGCGUUUUCCGAAGCAGAAAGUGUAACUUUAAGUGAUUUCGUGAAGAGAUUGUCACAAAUACCAGCAGCAUUUGUAGAUCUCCACUCAUACGGGCAACAAAUACUGUACCCGUGGUGCGCGAGGACCGAACAGACGCCAAGCUCUGAUUUACACAAAUCCACAGCGGCUGGUAUAGCAGAGGCAAUAUACAAAGAAAACCAGAAAGUGUACAAAUAUGGACCCGCGUACCACCUGAUGUAUCCAGCGUCAGGAUCCGCGCUAGACUGGGCCUACAAGCUCGGAGUCAACCAUUCCUACGCAAUCGAGACCAGAGACAAGGGAACGAACGGCUUCCUCCUACCGCCAUCUUUGAUUGUAAGCACUGGGAGAGAAUUGUUUCAAGGAGUAAAGUAUUUAGCGAGCGUGCUCCAACCAAAGUACAAGAAGAACCGCAAUUCGUGGCUUUAAAUUUAAUAAUUUUCUUAGUAAAGAAUUAAAGAUUUGUGAAUUCAA
Molecule: messenger RNA, 1918 nt
Organism: Plodia interpunctella (Indianmeal moth)
Lineage: Eukaryota; Metazoa; Arthropoda; Insecta; Lepidoptera; Pyralidae
Gene: fl(2)d
Product: female lethal d
Exons: 10
Coding region: 197-1873 (558 amino acids)
Biological process (GO): proteolysis; regulation of alternative mRNA splicing, via spliceosome
Cellular component (GO): nucleus
Molecular function (GO): zinc ion binding; metallocarboxypeptidase activity
Source: RefSeq, a predicted model, not a curated record